Molecule: messenger RNA, 2675 nt
Organism: Mugil cephalus (flathead mullet)
Lineage: Eukaryota; Metazoa; Chordata; Actinopteri; Mugiliformes; Mugilidae
Product: oocyte zinc finger protein XlCOF6-like
Exons: 2
Coding region: 23-2311 (762 amino acids)
Biological process (GO): negative regulation of transcription by RNA polymerase II; regulation of immune system process; regulation of cytokine production
Cellular component (GO): nucleus
Molecular function (GO): RNA polymerase II transcription regulatory region sequence-specific DNA binding; DNA-binding transcription factor activity, RNA polymerase II-specific
Source: RefSeq, a predicted model, not a curated record
GAGGACGCAGCUGUGAGCCGGGAUGUCUGUGGCGGAAGCCCCGCCGGUCUGCAGGCUCCGGGUCCUGGCGGACUCCGUGUCGGAGCUGCUGACCCGGGUCGGGGAGGAGAUCUUGGCUGAGCUGGAGAAGCGGAGCGGAGGGUCCGGGUCCGGGUCCGGGUCCGGGUCCGGGUCGCUGCAGCUGCUGCGGCCGCUGCUCACCGAGCUUCUGACGGAGGCGUCGCGGCGGGUCGUCGGUCUCCUGCAGCGGGAGGUGGAGGAGAACCGGCGCCUCCUGGAGGCGGUGCAGAGUCCGGAGGUCCGACUGAACCGGACAGACUCAUUCUCUCUCAGGUCGGCGGCCACUGAACAGCCCCUCCCCUUUCCGUCAGACUCCACCCCCCUGCCAUCGGCCCCACCAAGCCCCGCCUCCUCAGAUGUCUCUGCAGCCGAGACAGACACCGACUGGAGAGAAAGUGACCAGGAGAAGGACAUGGCGGCCGGAGGACGGCGGCGCGCUGGACAGCGCUGUGGUGUCUGCGGGAAAACUUUCCGUCACCGCGCAGAUCUGGUGAAACACGUGGAGAAGCACUCGGGCGACUCCGAGCGUCUCUGUGGAGUGUGUGGACAGAGAUUCGAGUCCUCAGAUAGUUUGUUGGACCACCUUAGAUCUCACAGAGAAACCGUGGGUGGAACCUGUGACGUCUGCGGGAAGACGUUUCAGAACAUGGAGACACACAUGAGGAGACACACCGGAGUCAAACCGUUCAACUGCAACACCUGCAACAAGAGCUUCCCCCGAGCCGGAGCUCUGAGGAGGCACAAGAAGAUCCACAGCAGGAGCCCCGACACCUGCCCCGUCUGUGGACUCAGCUUCCCCCACACCCAGCGUCUCCACGAGCACCUGAGGACACACGAGGACGGCGCCGGAUCAGAGGACAAGCCGAUGGACGUGAUGAAGCCAAAGACAGAUACUGAACCGGCGUCUUGCUGCAGAGUCUGUGGCGACUCCUUCCACAGCCGUGGCUUCUUGAGGAAACACGCUGAAACUCAUUGCAGAGACUCUCCGAGCAUCUGCGGCGUCUGUGGACAGCAGCUGGACUCACCUGUCGACCUAGUGACUCACCUGCAGUCCCACAGAGAGACCGGCGGGACGUGUGACAUCUGCGGGAAGAUGUUCCAGAACAUGGAGACUCACAUGAGGAGCCACACCGGAGUGAAACCGUACCACUGCAGCGUCUGUGGCAAACGCUUCCCCCGAGCCGGAGCGCUGCGGCGUCACAAGAAGAUCCACAGCGGCGAACGGCCGCACGUCUGCCAGCGCUGUGGGAAGGCCUUCAUCGAGAGCAGCGCCCUGAAGACACACAGCAAGAGUCACUGCUGGGACGUCCAGGAGGACACGGAGCCUCCAGAGGACUCUCAGAGCCUGGGAGCCGAGGUAUCGCUGCCCUCGACCCUCUGCUGUAAAGUCUGCGGCGAGUCUCUCCAGAACAAAGACAGUCUGAUGAAACACGCCAAGAAUCACUCCACAGAGUCCGUCUGCGGCGUCUGUGGUCAAGCGCUGAGUUCAGAGACACUCGCCAACCACCUAUUGACCCACAGAGAUGCCGGGAAAAUCUGUCACGUCUGCGGUAAAUCCUACCAAAACAUCGAGACCCACAUGCGAAGCCACACUGGGGUGAAACCGUACCCCUGCAGUGUCUGCGGUAAGUCCUUCCCACGGCCCGGCGCCCUGCGGCGCCACAAGAGGAUCCACAGCGGAGAGAGACCCUACAUCUGCGAGUUCUGCGGGAAGACGUUCCUGGAUAAUGGCGCUCUGAUGACGCACAUCAAGAACCACUCCGGGGACAAACCAGCCAGCAGGGUCUCCUGCGAGACCUGCGGGAAGAGCCUGGCCUCAGUUCACGUCCUGCUGGUCCACAAGAGGAUCCACACCGGCGAGAAACCGUUCCUGUGCCGCAUCUGUGGGAAAACCUUCAGGCAGGUGGGAGGACUGAGAGCGCACAUGCUGACUCACACCGGGGAGAAACCGCACAGCUGCAGCCUCUGCAGCAAGAGCUUCAGCACCAAAGGCUACCUGGACACCCACGUCCGCUUCCACAGGAAGGAGCGGCCGUUCAGCUGCAGCUCCUGCUGCAAAGCCUUCGUCACCAAGAACGACCUCAAGAAACACCUCCUGACGCACAGCGGCGAGAAACCGUUCAGCUGCCUGGUGUGUGGGAAGAGCUACCAGGAGAAACGCUCCAGAGACGUCCACAUGAAGGUCCACCGGGACGGCGAGGAGCCAAUCAGGAGGCAGGACGGCCGGCAGCCAGACUUCAUGCAGCUCUGACAGCGACGUCGUCAGAGACACCACAGGUUUCCACGGAGACCAGACACUAAAUUAAAACACUGUUAGGUCAUUUAAAGUCCUGGAGAACGAAAUGAUUUAAUAUGGUCCCUGAAUGAGUCCAGUUCUUCUGGAACGUUCCUGGAAGGAGCUCCAGGUUUUCUGUGACGCUUCCUUUAAAUCAGGUCUAAAUCAGGUCCAGACUUUAUUUAAAAGACUGAAAUAAACUGGUGGAUGUAAAAGACAACAUCGUUCUUAUCGGCUUAUGUUUGUUAUUAAUAAGAUCCAAACGGUUCAUUAAUCACUGGGGGAGAACCAGGGGGGACCAGGAUCAGUAGAGGACCAGGACCAGGGGGGACCAGGAUCA